This is a messenger RNA of Macrobrachium nipponense, 3556 nucleotides long. RefSeq lists its product as uncharacterized. Gene Ontology annotation, cellular component: mitochondrion. Gene Ontology annotation, molecular function: translation initiation factor activity; ribosome binding. Gene Ontology annotation, biological process: mitochondrial translational initiation; ribosome disassembly. NCBI's taxonomy places the organism in Eukaryota, Metazoa, Arthropoda, Malacostraca, Decapoda, Palaemonidae. The record is from RefSeq and is a predicted model, not a curated record.
GUCCGUUACAUAGAAUGCUCUACUCCACUACUACUAUUUGCUACUCUACGUCCGUAUUCCGGAUAUCUUCUACUAGUAAUAUGCCAUGAUGCUUAUUAACCGUGGCCUUUGUGGUUUCACCCAUCAUUUAAGGACAAGAGUACCAGUACACGUAAUCUGUAAGAGUGUUGUUAAUAAAGUAAGCCCACCAGUUUGUGAGAAAUGGAGUGGAGAAAUAGGAGUGCGAUUACACCCCAGUCCGAGGUAUUACCAUGGACUUCCUACGGAUGUUUUACCUACAGCAUGCAGUUCACUGUGUCGCAGGCCAUCUCUUGGAAUAUCCGUGAAUUUCAGAAGUAGUACUUCACGAGAUUUCAACACUUGCUCAGUAUCAUUUAAAAAAUUCAAUCAUGAAAGGUCUGGCAAUCAGGAAAACGAAAGAAAAAUUCUUAGGAAGGAUGAAGAAUGGUCUCCACUUAUACUGUUAAUAGAGAAUAAAGAAUCAGGAAAAAUCAUUAACUCUGAAUGGGAAUAUCGCACCCAAUGACCUCCAUUCAAAAUUACAAAAUAUUAAUAAAUGGAUAACAAAAGGCUUCCAAGUAAGAGUAACUAUAGCUGCAAAGGGGGCAUCCACUGAAAGUUUGGAAGGAGUUUUUAGUGAGAUUCAGAAGGCAGCGGAGAACGUGAGAGGACGUAUUUUACAGCGUCGUGAGAAGUUUGGAGACAUAAAAUUUUAUAUUGCACCUCCAAAAGAAAAGAAGGUUCAAAAGCAACCAGAUGAAGGUUUGAAUAAUUCACCAGUACAUGAAGAUGCUGCAGAAAAAUGACAUUUUGGACAUUUUGGGUAAAGAGUAAUAGAGGGGAUUUUACAGGCUGAGUAAUGUUACAGAGUUAUUAUUUUGUAAAAAAGUUAUUUUCUUUAGGUUCUGUCUGUGAGGAAAUUAAUAUGUUUAAAAUUUUAGACAAGGCUUUCUUGUAUCUGGGUUUCCUUAUCAUGGAAUAUCCAUUUCAUAUGAGGUAAGGUGUGAAUAUUCCUUCUUUAUGUUAUUAUUGUUGUAGAACUACAAACCAGUAUGAUAAAUAUUGACCAGUUUUUUAAUAUACUCUUAUUAUAUUUUUACAGUAUUCCAAGUCAAGUAAUCCUGGCUCUGAGUCGGGAACACGUCAUUCAUAAAGUUUUUCUUCAUGUACUAUACAGUAAUUGCAGUUCUGUUGAUGCCAUGAAUUGCUGGUCUUUGAAAUAUUAGUAAAUUUUAUAAGAUUGAAAUCCUACAGAAGUGUAAUAAGGGUCGAUUCAGAGUUUGCUUAGCUCAUUAGGUGGACUUAAAUGUGUAAAUAAUUUUUGUAAUUUGCAGUUCCCUGAUACUUAUUGCUCAUUUGAUUUUAUGCAAUAAAAAUAAGAAUCUAAUUUAGAGGAAGUUCUGUAUUUAAAUUUGAAUAUGUAAUGUUAGUUGUGAGUGAAAUAGAAAGUUGUCUGUACUUUUCACCUUUUGUGAGAAUACUAUGGUCAUUAUCAGUUAUAGUUUCACCACCAUGAAGAGCCCUCUCUGGUGUGGCAUUUAAAGAUCUAGCCUGUUGCCAAUUUUUCAAAACAACAACUUUACACGUGUGUGACAGACCUUUGAAUGUCUUUGAGACGAAACCUGAGGCUAUAAUCAUAAGAAUAUAGGGAUUGUUUUUCAUUUCCAAGAAUUUUAAUCUCCUUCCUAUUCCACCCUGCUUAGGAUUUGUCUUCAGUCCAUUUCUUCUCCACAACCUAUGAACGAUAACAUAUUUUUCAUAUUUUUUACAAAGAUUUACCAUUCUAUGUAUAGCCCAAUCAUUACAAAAACAAGUUUUCCUUUAAAAUGUUGAUUAAUGAGGACAUGAGAGAUGUCUUGAUUACUUUGUAAAAUAGUGAUGUGGGAUGUGAUGUUUUUGUUCUUCCUACAAAGAGAGAGAGAGAGAGAGAGAAGAGAGACAUCUGUUUGUAUACGAUUGUUUAUUUUCUCUCGCCCAACUUGCUCUAUCUUAUUCUUUAUUUCAUAUUUCCUUGCUUACCAAUUUAUUCUUUACCUAUGAUAUAAAGAAAUCAAGAUAUUUGUAGAAAGGGGAAAUGCCUGGAGACGUACCAUGACCACCGAAAGUGACCCUGGAGACAGCCUUAAGGUGUGUAUCAGUGGAUUCAAUGCACGUGGAGCUGUUUGAAAUACUAUUGGCAACAGCACCAAAAUGAGAUGCCAUGUUAAUAGAAAAUCUAAUUUUGUGUAAACUUUAUCAAUCAUGCACUUAUGUAAUUGACAUAGAAUUCUGCGUAACAAAAAAUAUAUUUGAUAUCUGUAAUGUUAUCAUAGAUUUGGCAGAUAUGCAGAGAUUAAACACAUGUGGAGAGGACCCAAACAGCCCCACUGUAGAGCUCAUUUCAUUCUGGUUUGACUAUAAGAGAGGUUGUCUGUCCUUUCAGAGAAUCCAUAUUUAAGAGUGUGUGAACUUAGUGCAAAUGAUGAUGCAUAAGGUGAUCCUCAGAAUAGUGUAUGUUGAGUUACUGUUUCCAAAAAAUUUGUUUGACUUUUUCCUGGUUCAUCACUCUUGAACAUUUUCAGCACUUAGUACAGCAUCAACAUAAAAUGAAGAAUGAUAGGUAAUGUGACAGUAUUGUUGAAUAUUAGGGCUGCUUCCUCAGUCAUACUAUGUUCUCAAGGCCUUUGGUGCCAACACUGUAAAUGAAGUAGGAGUUGGCAAGGUCCUCGUAUAUGAAUGCCUUUCAAAAAGACAUAUGACUAUAACCAGCCAGUAAAUAACCUGCUUUGAAAAUCUGCUCAUAAUAAUAUUGUAAAUACAGGCAGUCCCCGGGUUACGACAGGGAUUCCGUUCUUCAGACGCGUCAUAAGCCAAAAAUCGUCGUAAGCCGAAACAUCGUCAAAAAUCCUAAGAAAACCGUACUUUUAGUCCUUUUUGGUGCAUUCAAAACUAUGUAAACUGUAUUCUUAUUGCAUUUUUCAUCAAAAAAAAAACUUCAAAUAUUGAUUAUUUUGCAUUUUUGGUGUCAUAUUUCUUGUGCCAGAUCAGCGUUGUAGGCGGCAUAACCCUGGAACAUGUGUUGUAAAUAUAAUUAAAAAGCGUUGUAACCUCGGAACGUCGUAGGCCGAACCCGUCAUAAGCCGGGGACUGCUUGUACUUUGUUAAAAAAUUCCCUGAAUGCCCGAGCACAUUGACGAGGCCGUGAUGACUCUGAGGAAUCCAUUACGAAACAGAAACACUCACAAAACAAACAAACUGAAAAAGAAAGGAAAUAGGCACAAAUCAACCAGCUUGGAAGGAGAGCAAAAGUGAUAGAGUGUACUCUCCAAGGAAGUUAAAGAAAAGACUAAACGCUUCAUGAAAUGCGAUGUGUGUUCUCUGACCAGCUCUCACCUCGUACGCGCAGGAGUUGCCAGAUCUCACAGAUUUCUUGCUCUACAAUCUUUGAUUGUUUUUAAGCAGUUACCAACUGGCACUUGGUGAUUAUCCUAUUGUUAAGACCAAAGGUUUGUUAGCUAUGAAAAGUGCAAAUUGAUUAAAAAUUUGUCAUUUUGCAUCUUGACAUCUCAUAGGUAUA